CACGCUUGCCGUGCCCCGCUCCUCCUCCCGCCCGGCGCCGAUCGGAGCACCGCUGCGUGCGUAGCGUAGGUGAGCAACGCAAGACUCGCCGCCUCCCACCCUCCCACCUCCGUCGCCGCGCCUAUAAAAUCACGCCCUCCGGCACCACCACCACACCGCGCCGCAAACCACACGCACACAGAACGCUCAAGCUAGCAGCGCGCGCACCGAGCCGGCGACUACGACGACGAUGGCGGUGACCACGGCCCAGCUGCCGCAGCCGCGCGCCCUGGCGGCCCUCCUCGUCCUGGUGCUGCUCAUCACGCUGGGCGGCGCGGCGGAGGCGCAGCCGCCGCUCGGCACCUGCGGCGCGCAGCUGAGCCAGCUGGCCCCGUGCGCGCGGUACAGCGUGCCGCCGCUGCCGGGGCAGGCGCUCCCGACGCCCGGGCCGGAGUGCUGCUCCGCGCUGGGCUCCGUGUCCCGCGACUGCGCCUGCGGCGCCAUCGACAUCAUCAACAGCCUCCCCGCCAAGUGCGGCCUCCCGCGCGUCUCCUGCCAGUGAUCGCUCGCUGCCUGGCUCCAUGCAAGAAGAGGAGGAACUGAAGAAGACGACGAUGAAUAAGAGAUCGAUGGUCGGAGCAACCAUCUUGAGUAGUAUUAGCAGUGCCUAGUAGCUGUCCUGUCCGUCUAGAUCGAUCCCCUGUGAUCAUUACAGGCUCUCGUGUCUGUUGGCCUCUGUUGAAGGUCAGAUUAAUAACAAUAGUAAUGAAACCAAUUUGCACCGAAGGUCCUUCCAGACCCAAACA
Messenger RNA from Triticum urartu, 785 nucleotides. Its product is annotated as protein YY1-like. The record is from RefSeq and is a predicted model, not a curated record. Lineage: Eukaryota; Viridiplantae; Streptophyta; Magnoliopsida; Poales; Poaceae.